Monomorium pharaonis (pharaoh ant) is the source of this 2311-nucleotide messenger RNA. RefSeq names its product porphobilinogen deaminase. The record is from RefSeq and is a predicted model, not a curated record. Bases 771 to 1844 code for a protein of 357 amino acids. Gene Ontology annotation, biological process: heme biosynthetic process. NCBI's taxonomy places the organism in Eukaryota, Metazoa, Arthropoda, Insecta, Hymenoptera, Formicidae. Gene Ontology annotation, molecular function: hydroxymethylbilane synthase activity. The transcript has 6 exons. Gene Ontology annotation, cellular component: cytoplasm.
CCAAAACAAGCAGCUAUACAUACACAAAUAUUUACAAUACAUGCAAUUUACGGAAUUUUUGAAAAUUCUUGAAAUUUUAGGUAAUUUUCUUUGCCGAAUGUUCUCCUUUGUCAAUUUUUGUGAUUUUGAGUUUAUUUUAGAAACAUUAUUGUUAUUUUUCGUCGGUAAAUCAGAUUCCCCCACUGACUAGUCGACGAUUUAUCGAUUAAGCGCGCGACGAACGACAUCUCGGCAACACGUGGUAUCAGUGGUAUCACUCGAUGUCCCAACUCUAUAGUUUAUCAUCCAUCUACUCUACUUCGUUUCGUUUCGUCAGUCAUCGUCAGUCGCGUUAUGUUCACCGUAGUGAUGUUGUAGUUCUCACGGUCAUCGUUCUUCCCUAAUAAAUUUCACAUUCUGCUGCAGUGUCAGUGACUGUGAAAAAAACGUAACUUAAUUUUUGCACGUUAAUCCUCUUUUCAUCCUUCUUCCUCGCACAUCUCGCUCACAGAAGUGCAAAAAGUCAUUAAGGUUAAGCGCGAUUCCCAGUUGUGGUGAAAGUGUUUACGUAUUUCGGCCAAGUUAGAGUCUUUCCUUCGGCUCCGUCUCUUCUGCUUUCCUUCUUCGAUUAUUGCUUCUCAAUCCUGACGUCUCAUACCUUCUUCUUCUUCUUCUUCCUCUUCCUUUCCCUUUGGAUUUUUGUUCCAACGGAACAAAGGAUUUUUGACGUCUCAUACCUAAUACAUUCCAAAACUCGACGAUUGAUUAUACCUGGUGUCCGAAACGUAACAAUGAGCAACGAUAAGAAACAUGACGUAAUCAAAGUUGGAUCUCGAAAUAGCGAGUUGGCCUUGAUACAAACUAAAUACGUGAUACAAUGUCUAAAAGAGAUUCACCCAAAGAAAGAUUUCGAAAUAGUGGCAAUGAGUACCAAGGGAGAUAAGAUUUUGGACAAAUCUUUACCAAAAAUCGGUGAGAAAUCUCUGUUUACUGAGGAGCUGGAAUUAGCUUUAGAAAAUGGUCGCGUUGAUUUCGUGGUGCAUUCAUUAAAAGAUUUACCAACAACACUACCGGCAGGAAUGGCUCUAGGUGCAAUAUUAAAACGUGAGGACCCACGCGACGCGGUGGUCAUGUCAAAUAAAUUCAAAAACAAGACAUUAUCCACAUUGCCAAAAGGUAGUGUCAUAGGUACUAGUUCUUUGCGUAGGUGUGCGCAAUUAUCAAGGAAUAUGCCGCACUUAAAAAUAGAGAAUAUUCGUGGUAACUUGAACACUAGACUGAAGAAACUAGACGAUGAAAAUGGCUCCUAUGCCGCGAUAAUAUUAGCUGCCGCUGGUUUAAAAAGAAUGGGUUGGGAAGACAGAAUAAGUCAGAUUCUGGAACCCGAGGAAGCUCUUUAUGCUAUUGGUCAAGGUGCAUUGGGUGUCGAAUGUCGAGAGUCAGAUUGGGAAAUACGUUCUCUCUUGGAACCAUUGAUUGAUUUAGAAACCACAUUGAGAUGCGUAUGCGAGCGUUCAUUUCUGAAAAUUCUUGGCGGCGGAUGCUCCGCACCAGUCGCAGUGUCUUCAUCUUUGACAAAGAACGAGUUGACCAUUACCGGUGCUGUAUGGUCCUUAAACGGUCAAACUCUGAUUAUAGAUACCUGUAACAGCAAAUUGUAUUUACCCAAUGACGAUGGCGAGCCUCCUCGGAAAUGUCCAUAUCAACAACCUCGCCUUUAUAGUAGCGUUGUUCCUAGUAAAAUAAGCAGUAUAAGUCUUCUUGGUGCAGAAGAGCUUGGUAAAAGUUUGGCUGAGAGUCUUAUUAAGAAAGAUGCUCUCGACUUAAUGUCGCAAGCCAGAAAUGAAAUCUUAGAUUCAAAAUAAUUGUCAAAUAUAAUUUGUACUUGGUUCCUGGUUGUAAAUGUGCACUUAAAGAAUGUAUAUUAAUGUAAAAUAACAAUUACCUAUUGGUAAUUGAUAAUUAUUAUUCCCCUAUUAUUUCGAUACCUCAUGACAUGACAUCCAUUGUACAUUUUUGCUUGUAUAUGCUCAAAUUGGAAAACUGUUGGGGUACAAACCAUUGUUAAAGUUGUACAAAUCAUUGUUUUUUUGUACUGGUGCAUUUCUGAAACUUACUGUUGCAAAUGUUGUACACAUUUAACUUAUUGUAUUUAAUGAAUCAAAAAAAGUACAAAUAAUUGUAAUUAUAACAGUGAAAAAUAUUGGAAAUAGUCAUGCUUACCAAUUAUUAAAAUUCUUGUAUUGAUGCAUUUCUAUUUUGAUUGUAUAUUAUUGUUAUGUAAAUAAUGUUGGAUUUAUUGUACAUAAAUAACAAUUGAUGAAGAAAAUAU